AUGGUAGCAGUUGAAGGGGUUGCGGUCGGGCUCGAGAAGGGCUUCAAGGUAACGAAAAACCCGCAAAAGAAGCCACGACAAAACAGAAGAAAAGGUAGAAUAACGAAAAGAAAUAAGAUGAUUAGAGAGCUGGUUAGGGAACUAGUUGGUUUUUCUCCGUACGAAAGACGUGCUAUGGAGCUGCUUCGUAUUAGCAGGGACAAAAAGGCGUUGAAAUUCCUGAAGCGACGUAUUGGUGCCCACAAACGAGCUCUAAGGAAACGAGAAGAAAUGCAGGGCGUGUUAGUGCAUAUGCGUAAACACAGACAGGAGCACAAAUGA
This is a messenger RNA of Enterobius vermicularis (human pinworm), 321 nucleotides long. The record is from the annotation of a GenBank genome assembly. NCBI's taxonomy places the organism in Eukaryota, Metazoa, Nematoda, Chromadorea, Rhabditida, Oxyuridae.